Molecule: messenger RNA, 975 nt
Organism: Zasmidium cellare ATCC 36951
Lineage: Eukaryota; Fungi; Ascomycota; Dothideomycetes; Mycosphaerellales; Mycosphaerellaceae
Exons: 1
Coding region: 1-975 (324 amino acids)
Biological process (GO): double-strand break repair via homologous recombination; DNA damage tolerance
Cellular component (GO): nucleus; Smc5-Smc6 complex
Molecular function (GO): ubiquitin-protein transferase activity
Source: RefSeq, a predicted model, not a curated record
AUGUCCGACGACGAAGAUACCGCUGCGUCCUACAACAACACCCAACGCGCCUUCCUCCAAGCCCUUUUGACCCGCCAAACCAUCACCUUCGAAGAAGCCAAACCCCUCCUCGCAACCAUCCUAACCGCCAACGACCCCAACCGUCCAACCCUCGAAGGCGACGUCACGCAGGAAGACUUCGAGAACUACAUCCACACCAUCAAUGACACGAUCUCGCCGUUCGACUAUGAGAUUCGAAGUUCACUCGACCAGGUCACGAGAGAGAGGAUCUAUGCGCUGGUGAACACGACUUCUGAUGCACUCACGCAAAUGGCCACCGUGCACACUCCGGACGAAAUAGCAUUUGUCAAGAGGGUGAUCGAUGCCAUGUUUGAUACGAACAAUACGCAGCGCGCGGAGGUGUUUGCUGUGAGGAGCAUGGAUGCGGUCAAGCUUUCGAAAGUGCCCAACAGCGAGCGGAGAGAUUCGGGACAGACGCAAGGGAGGACGCAGGGCGAGGGUGCUGUGGCGUCCUUGACGAUGAGCCAGGCAGAGGAAGUUCUGAGCAGUAUGGUGGAGGAGGGGUGGUUUGAUCUGAGCCAGAAGGGGUACUACAGUCUGACGGAGAGGAGUUUGAUGGAGCUGAGGAAUUGGUUGCUGGAUAUGUAUAACGAGGAUGCGGAGGAUGCGGAGGAUGAUGAGGAGCCGCAUUUGAGGAUCAAGAUGUGUGCUGCUUGCCGGCAGAUUGUGACCAAGGGUCAGAGGUGUCCGAAUUUGCCUUGCAAUGUCAGAUUGCAUGAGCAGUGCGUGAACAACAUGUUCCGCGCGCAGGGAGGGCAACGGCAGUGUCGUGAGUGCAAGACGGAGUGGACGGAGGCACCACCCGUGGGAGAGAAGGCUGCGAGGAACACUGGUGGGAGGAGACCCAACGAUCGAAGAAGCACGACGAACGGCACUCAUGAUGAGUCGGACGCAGGAGCCGGCGCAGACGACUGA